AUAUUAUGACCUAAGCCCACAAAUAUACAGGUUUCGCUAAUGAAACAGUUCCCAACUUUUGUAUUAUAAUUCUAUGUAUAUAUAAAAGGAUUUGGAAAGAAGAUGCAGUAUUCAGUAUUUUUGGUUUUGUUGGCAAGUGCAACGGUCUAUUGUGACUCAGUGUUUCAACUAACGGACAACGAUUUUGAUCAGUAUAUCAAGGAUAAGGAAGCGAUGUUGGUUGAAUUCUACGCGCCUUGGUGCAGCGAUUGCAAAAGAUUGGAGCCGAAAUACGAAUCUGCAGCAGCCAUACUUGGCGCGAAGAAAAAAUUUGUUUUAGCCAAGAUUGACUGUUUUGGAUCAGGAAUGGCAACAUGUCGAAAAUAUGGUGUCAGAAGCUGGCCACAAGUGAAGCUCUUUAAAUAUGGAAAAUACGAAGGAGAGUAUUACGGAGCUGAAGAUGCUUACGCGAUAGCGGCUUUCAUGGAUGGCUUAGUUAGUCAACCCGAGUCCCAGCCAGUUGUACAAGAUGCACAAGCAUACAAUCAAGCUCAAUAUAGUGCCCAGGCGCCGGCAGCUCCUGCCCCAUUUUAUAAUACAGCAGGAUAAGACGAGGAGACACGGACUCACAAUGAUUCAAACCAACAAGAAACUGCUGUCUGCAUGAUGAAUGAAAAACUACAAAUCAUUUUUCUAAUUUGUAGACUGUUGUUCUGUUUAUGAUAGCAAAAUUUAUCACGCAUAACAAAGCUAUUAUAAAAUUUAUAUAGCGAAAUAUUGCUUGAUGGAAACCUCAGCCGAAUGUACAUAUUCCUAUUGAAAACGUGUUAAUAUAGUUUUUUAGAUUUACUAAAAGCCAGCGCCGUUAUAGAAACCGGAAAACACACAAAUAGGAGCGUUUACAAAGGCAAAGCUUCUAUUAUUAAUAUCCUAAUUCCUAACACAGACACCGCUUUGUAUUGCUUAGUUUGUUAUGAGCAGAAGAUAUGCGCAGAACGGAAUUUACAUCAACCCUAAAUUUUCUCGAUAAAUGCAGGAAUUUCAGAGAAAUUGAGAAUAAAAAGUAUACUUCCAUUGUGAGUUAAAAAUGAAAACAGUUGCCGAAUGUGAUUUAAAUUAAUUCAACUAAAAUUGGCUAGGUUUGUUAUGCGCAGAAAACAUGCGCAGAAUUUACAUCAUUUUGAAAGAGCUAAAUUCUAUUGGAUUAGUUUUACUAUCAAUAAAGUUGGAAAGUUUGCAAUAUAUCAUGCAGAUUUCACGUUUAUUAUAUCAGUACAUAUUCUGUUGCAACUUGCAGGAGCUAGAAAAACUGCUGAACACUGAACUUAACAAGUAUGCAAACAUUCUAAGUCUAAGUCUACAUUUUAAAGUUAAAACUCGCACAAUUCUUUGCGAAUAUGGAAUGCAAUGGCAGCAAUGCAACCUCUUUGCUCUUUAAUAAAUCGUGUUUUAAUAAAUUUGCACUCGACUUAAUUGGUUUAUACCUGUAAAGUAAAAGUACAAUAGCUGUGAUAUUAAUAAACAUUGUAAAUAAAUACUCAUUCAACAUGGCUUCCGAAUUUCAAAAUUCGAAGCUCGCACGAGACUUUCCCAAGCGACCUUGCGUCAAACCAGAGGUCUCUAUAUAUAGCCUGAACGCGAGCUCGUCCAUUCUG
Dendronephthya gigantea is the source of this 1634-nucleotide messenger RNA. RefSeq names its product probable protein disulfide-isomerase ER-60. Lineage: Eukaryota; Metazoa; Cnidaria; Anthozoa; Malacalcyonacea; Nephtheidae. The transcript has 4 exons. Bases 103 to 588 code for a protein of 161 amino acids. Gene Ontology annotation, molecular function: protein disulfide isomerase activity. The record is from RefSeq and is a predicted model, not a curated record. Gene Ontology annotation, biological process: protein folding. Gene Ontology annotation, cellular component: endoplasmic reticulum.